CUCGUCCUGCAGGCUCUCUUGGCCGGUCCGUGGGAACAACCCUCAACUCCUGCGUUUGUGAGAACAGCUCUACCGUGUCCCUCCUGCAUGGAGCCCAUCCCAACAGCCUGUCUGGGAGAACAUGAGGUGAGUCCAGUUCCGUGUCACACUCGUGGGCCGUUCUCGUGCGGCCGGUCAUGUGGACGGACUUUAGCGUGUGGGAAUCAUAGCUGCAGUUUGGAGUGCCAUCAUGUGACCGCUCUGCCAAACUCAGACAAAACUAAGGCCGGUCAGGAGUGUGGGCAGUGUGAGGAGGGCUGUUCAAAGCUCCGUCCCGACGGCUGUACCCACCCGUGUGCGCUGCCCUGUCACCAUGGUAACUGCCCUCCCUGUCGGCUGAUGGUCCGUCAGCGCUGCCACUGUAAGAUCUCCAGCCUGUACAUCGAGUGUGUGAAGUUCACGUCUGCGGAUGAACAAGGCAAACAGCUGCUGAGCUCCUGUCAGAAUCAGUGUCCAAAACAGUUGGGAUGUGGGCACCGCUGUAAGCUGCUGUGUCACCCGGAUGAGUGCGAUCAGAGCUGCAGUCAGCGAGUGAAGCUCAAGUGUCCCUGCAAGAGGAUCAAAAAGGAAUUCCCCUGUUCUCGUGUGAGGUCAGAGAUGGACUUGGUCGUGUGUGAUGAGACGUGUCGACAGUUACAGAAGAAACAUGCAGAGGCUUGUGCAGCAGAGGAAAGAGCCGCUCUGGAGGAAGAAAUGAGAAAACAGCAGGCUGAGCUGGAGGCAUUUGAGAAACGACAGAAAGGACGGAGGAAGAAGAACAGGAAAGUCACAGAGGUGGAGACAGAGGAGGGGGUGUGGCACAGAUAUAAGCUCCGCCUCCUGAUGCCCAUCUGUGGCAUCCUGUUGGCUGUGGCGGCGUUCUGUCUGCUGCAGCUGACCAAUCAGGAGACGGACAGAGAGUGAACGUACCUCAGCAGCUUCCUGAGUGUCAACAGUAUUAUCUUUCAGUUUUGCAAACUAAAACUUUUUUUUCACCCUUUAAUUGACUUGCGUAGAUAAUUAGAAUGCUAGUUAUAUACAUGUCUGCAUAUGAUUAUUUAGUCUUCACACAGUGGAAGCUGUGAUUUUCUGAUCGACUGUGCCUCACUUUUAUUAAAACUGUCGAGUUAAUUUAAAGUGUCAUGAUUUUAUUUCUAUUAUUAAGAGAA
This is a messenger RNA of Sinocyclocheilus grahami, 1187 nucleotides long. RefSeq names its product NF-X1-type zinc finger protein NFXL1-like. The transcript is spliced from 9 exons. Gene Ontology annotation, molecular function: RNA polymerase II transcription regulatory region sequence-specific DNA binding; DNA-binding transcription factor activity, RNA polymerase II-specific; zinc ion binding. Lineage: Eukaryota; Metazoa; Chordata; Actinopteri; Cypriniformes; Cyprinidae. Gene Ontology annotation, cellular component: nucleus. The annotation marks the transcript as partial. Gene Ontology annotation, biological process: negative regulation of transcription by RNA polymerase II. The record is from RefSeq and is a predicted model, not a curated record.